CGGAGGCGCUUAUGAAUGGGAGACUCGCAGAUUGCUGGGCAGAGUCAGCGAACCGGGAAGACCAAGUUAGAAGUCGUUUCCCUAAGCCGCCCCUCGUGCGGACUGGGAUCCCGAGCCCCCGGAGCUGGAGCCCCUUCCCGGCUGCUGAGCAGCGAGGCCGGUUUGCAUCCCAACGCCCUUGGGCUUCAGCUCUGGGCGGUCUGGAUGGAGGGCGGCCUCCCACCGCGCCAGCUUCGGCCUGAAGCUGGAAUCUUCCCGGAGCAAUUCGUGUUAAUUAGUGGGGAAUGAGGCCUCCUCGGAUUUUCCCCCAAGAAAAGAGAAUUUCCCCAAGGAACGGGAAGAUAUUUGGCGCUGUUUCUUCUGGAGUCGGACUUUGGUGUAGUUUGAAAGAGGGGUAAAAGGGACGCUGGAUAUGAGGUGCCCGUCCUGAGCUCCAGAGAGCUGCCCUCCACGGAGCCUAGGAGAGGAGCGGGCGAACAUGAAGUCCAAUCCUGCCAUCCAAGCUGCCAUUGACCUCACGGCGGGGGCUGCAGGGGGCACAGCGUGCGUCUUGACUGGGCAGCCCUUCGACACGAUGAAAGUGAAGAUGCAGACGUUUCCCGACCUGUACAGGGGCCUCACCGACUGCUGCCUCAAGACCUACUCGCAGGUGGGCUUCCGGGGCUUCUACAAGGGGACCAGCCCGGCACUGAUCGCCAACAUCGCCGAGAACUCCGUCCUCUUCAUGUGCUACGGCUUCUGCCAGCAGGUGGUGCGGAAGGUGGCGGGACUGGACAGGCAGGCGAAGCUGAGUGACCUGCAGAACGCGGCUGCUGGCUCCUUCGCCUCUGCCUUUGCUGCCCUGGUCCUCUGCCCCACCGAGCUGGUGAAGUGCCGGCUGCAGACCAUGUAUGAGAUGGAGACGUCAGGAAAGAUAGCCAAAAGCCAGAACACAGUUUGGUCUGUCGUGAAGAGCAUCCUUCGCAAAGACGGCCCCUUGGGCUUCUACCAUGGACUGUCGAGCACUUUACUUCGAGAAGUACCGGGCUACUUCUUCUUCUUCGGGGGCUAUGAACUGAGCCGAUCUUUUUUUGCAUCGGGGAGAUCAAAAGAUGAAUUAGGCCCUGUCCCUUUGAUGUUAAGUGGAGGGUUUGGCGGCAUCUGCCUCUGGCUUGCUGUUUACCCCGUGGAUUGUAUCAAAUCCAGAAUUCAAGUUCUUUCCAUGUCUGGAAAACAGGCAGGAUUCAUUGGAACCUUUAUAAGUGUUGUGAAAAAUGAAGGGAUAACGGCUCUGUACUCUGGACUGAAACCUACCAUGAUUCGUGCGUUCCCUGCCAAUGGGGCACUCUUUUUGGCCUACGAAUACAGCCGGAAGUUGAUGAUGAGCCAGUUUGAAGCAUACUGAAAUGUUCUGGUGAACCUCGAUCCAAAUGCAGGCGUCUGAGGACUGCAGUUCAUCUCAGGGUUCAUGGAGUACAAGACCAACAUGGAAUUACUGGGAUUUCGUGGGAAUUUUCUUUUUUUGUCUUCUACUCUUCUACCUUAAAUGUUUCAGCUUUAUAGAUGAGCCUCUAUUUUACACCAGAUAAUUUCUGCCCAUAAUUGUAUUGAAAUGGGACAGUGGCUGCUCUUGUCCUUGGCGGGACAUGCAGGGUGGGGUACUGGCCGUAGGUCCCUAAUCUGAAAGGCCAGAUAGAGCUCUAGCAAGGUUUUGCAUCACCCUUUAUGUGGAUAGGUUUAGAUGGUUACAUUGUGAGUGAAGCACAAUUUAGUUCCAUGUUUAAUCUCAAAUCUUAUCGGAAAACCCAGAGGUAACUGUGUUUCUUGAAGACGGUUAUAAAUGCUUACUCCAUUCUAGAUGUAGGGUCUCUUUUAAAAUCUGCUGAGCACGUACACUACACUGUUUAUCAAGUUUUUUCCUGUGGUGCUUAAAAACUAAGAGAAGAUCCGUCUAGAUUUUCAAAGAGACAAUACCCACACACUAGUGUGGCUUCCAUGCUCUUGAUUUAAGUUUCAGAGGAAGCAUCCUGGAUUUUCCCAUGAUUCUCCUCUGUGCAAACCGUGCCAUUCAUCUUUUAGGUGGGAUCACAUUCCACACUCGGACUCACUGUUGGGUGUGGCCUCAAGCCGACAGCCUUUGGGAAGCGGCAUGGCCUCACCUGUGCCAGCAUCUCUCCCUCUCCCGAGGAGCUCCCCUCUGCUGGCCUUGGGCUUGAGGGGGAGGGGGCUGUGCUGCUACAGCUGACAGCCUCCCCGAGCCCCUGCCUCUGGGUCCUGGCCUGGGUGGGAUUCCAGAGUAUUCUGUUGGACCAUCUGUGGGCUGUUCAUCCACUUUGGACCAUACCCUUCUUGCCAAAUGGAAAUCCUUCCAGGGAGCAGAGUGCCAAAGCCAAGAGGAAGCCCUGGCUCCCAGCCUGGGGACAGAGUGACAGAGUGACAGUGCUCGUGGGCGAUGUCCUCUCCCCUCGGAUGGAACCAGACAGAGCCUGGUGCCUGCAUAGCACCACAUGGGUGGUGGCAGGGCUGCCCCAGGCCUGGGAGUGGGACCCCUUGGUGUGCUUUCACGGUGCUGGAACCUUUGCCAUUGGGUGCUGGCCGCCAGUGGAUUUCAGUCUAUGGGGUCUAUGGGGUGUGACUUUGCAAAGCAAUGAAGCAAAAGUAAUUUUAUUAAAUGAUGCCAUAUGUAUGCACUACCAACAAACCUCAGUUCAUCCGAUUCCCACCGACUUGAGAUGCACAGCUAUUCUCUGGCCAUCUGGUGUAAAGGGCCUUCUUGUCCUCACUGAAUAAGCUGCCUCAUUCCAUGCUGCUCUAGAACCACCGAGGGCUUUUGUAAAGUGCUCUUACACAGCCUGUGCGGCCCUCGGGACCAGGCUGACGUGUUCGGAUGAGUCCAUAGUGGUGUGUCUGUCCCAUGGGCAGAGGCCUCCAGUUGCUACAAGCUUUCUGUUCCCCAUAAAGCCUCAGUGGUGACACCAGCCACGUCCCGGAAGCCAGAGGGUCAGGGAGACAUUGAUGCUGCUCCAUAGGCUCAGAGCUGGGCCUGGUUUUCCGUUUGCUUUUUCUUGAAAACCAGUUUUCUCCCUUACCUUUCUCCAUCCUUCAGUGGUCAGCAGCUCCUGAGUGGUGCUUCAUCUGAAUAGGCGUUUGGAGUGAAGCAACCUUAGAAAGUGGGGCUGGUGUCCAGCAGGAGGUGAACUGGUCCAUUGCCCACCGGGCUUCUUCUUGGGCAGUAGAGCUUCUCACGCGUGGUCCUGUCGCGGUUUAACCGAAAAUCAACAGAAACGGCCUGAGGCGAGUAAGGGUGAGUGGGAGUAAGGAAUGCAAAUUGAAUUUGGGAGUUUUGCUGUGUUUUCCAUUCUACUUGAAUCAUUCAUGGUUCAGUAUUUGGGUACAAUGUGUAUCACUUCAGAUCUGUACUCCAGACAAAAAUAUAGUAACUCAAAAUAGUGUGCUUAAAAAAAUUCUCAUGUUCUGUCAUUAAAUUAUUUGCCUAAUCUUGGACGAUAUGGUUUGUUGAAGGGCCUGACCUACAUGCUCAGAACCAGCCGUGGGGAAUGGUGAAGCGUGAUGGACGGUAACAUUUCGAGGUGGUUGUUUAUUGCAAUGAGCACUGUUUGGUCAGCAACAUUCCCGAUGUGAAAUAACAACUUGAUAAAAAUACAUGUUCUUUCUAUACACCCCAGUUAGGAAACUUGGCCCCCUAGAAUUACUUUCACUCUCCACCGGGCUGUGGGUGUGAUGUGACUGCUUUGGGAGAAUGCCGUUCUGUUUUUUAAUAAACUUGAUAUCAGGUUUUAGAUAGUUAUAUUCCAGGUCAGUCAAUUCUGUUUUAAGAAAACCAAUAUCAUUCUGACAUAUAAUGAUGUAAGUUUCUCAAGUUGUUCAAUGACUUACACUGGGUUUCGGGAGAGCAUCCUUGUGGGUAGCCCUGCAAGUUCACUUUGUGAGCAAAAGCAGAAUAGUGACAGCACAUAAUUGCCAGAAAUUUUGAUGGACCUUUGGUGGUUAGAGAACAGAGACCAGCUGUAAUCUCCUUUAUUUCAAAAAGUAAGAGGAGUUCCUGUCAUGGCACAAUAGAAAGAAAUCUGACUAGGAACCAUGAGAUUGUGGCUUCGAUCCCUGGCCUUGCUCAGUGGGUUAAGGAUCCGGCAUUGCUGUGAGCUGUGGUUGUAGGUUGAAGAACCCAGCUCAGAUCCCGAGUUGCUGUGGCUCUGAUGUAGGCCGGCAGCUACAGCCCUGAUUAGACCUCUAGCCUGGGAACCUCCAUAUGCCUUGGGUGCGACCCUAAAAAGACAAAAAAAAAAAAAAAAAAAAAAAAAAAAAACCAAGAGGAGUUUCUAUCAUGGCUCAGCGGACAUGAAUCUGACUAGCAUCCAUGAGGACCCAGGUUCGAUUCCUGGCCUUGCGAAGUGGGUUAAGGAUCCGGCGUUGCUGUGAGCUGUGGUGUAGGUCGAAGAUGCGGCUCGGAUCCCAGGUUGCUGUGGCUGUGGUGUAGGCCAACACGGAUUCGACCCAUAGCCUGGGAAUCUCCAUAUGCUGAGGGUGCGGCCCUAAAAAGACAAAAAAAAAAAAAAAAAGUCAAAAAGCAAGAUUUUGAAAAAUGGGGGUUUCCCAAUUUUUGCCAAUAUUAGAGGUAGAUGUUAGGCCUCACUUUUUCCCCCCAUUCACCUAAGUCUACUACCUGAUCUGCCUUCCGGGGAUUAUGGCUUCAGGAAUGUUAAAUAGGAUAACCUGCUCUGCCGUAACACGUUUCUGUAGCACGUAGUCCAGGGAAUAAUGUAAUGAGGACAUGGAAGGGAUUGGAAAGCAUAUUCCUCCAACGGAGUCAGAUUAGGAGAAGGAGAAGGAGAACUUUUGCCAGCAAAGCAAAACGCCUUUAGCUGGGCUGCUGCACUGGUAGCUGGGACCCUUAAUGUGGGCUGUUUUGAGGGGAGGAGAAGCACCUGCAUGGCCUUCCAUGCCACGAUGAUGGCAGCCCGGAGCUGUCCUCCCAUCUCUGCCAGGUGGGCACCCUCCUGCCCUUUUCUGUAAAGUAUUGCUCUAAUGUCCCUUAAAGAAGAACCUACUGCUGGAACCUUCAGAUCUCCUGGGGCUGCCAGUCUAAGUGGUUGCCAACCUUACUGUGCUCAUACAACUUUGCUUAGUGGGAGUGGUCUGUUCCAGCCCCACAAACCAUUUUAAUGUGUAUUUCGUGCAAAGUGCAAGAUUUUUCAGGGAUGAGCGUAUUGUGUUUUAGCAGAGGUGCUGGUCCUCAUGAGUUGCUACCUUUCAUUUCCUGAUGGAUUCAGGUUGGGCUAGAUGGUUGAGAGCCUUGCCAAUAAAGGGAAAACUACUCAAGUAAGGAUAAUUUCAAUAAAGUCAACAUGGAACUGUUUUCAAAGAACAGUUGUGGCCUUACAAUAUAGUGGCAGUGAAGGUAUUUAGAAAAAAAAUAGCACCCGGUACCAAAGAGAAAAUGAUGCUUCCCUGUGGACACAGGACUCACCAGUGUCUAUAGUGAAAAGGUGACCUUACGGGAGAGUUCCCCAAGUUCAGAUGAAGCUGGUUGUGAGGAGGCGUGGUGGAUUUUAAAAUAAUGUAGAUUGCUCGAGGCGCAUGUUUCCUUUGACUUCAUUUGUGAUGUUACACCAAAGCAGAGGUCACUGAAGCUUCCUUCAUUCAUGUUUACCAGGUUUCUCUGGCCUUCGCGACGUUGUGUGUGUAAUGAAAGGAAGCUUGCUUGUCAAGCUCUGUGCAGUGCUUGGGAGCAAAAGAAAAGCAUGUGCUGGGGGGUGGAAGGCUGCUGCUGUGAACAUUUCUCUGGGUUUUUUCAAGUCUUUGCUGCCAUUCUGAUGUUGGUUAAUAGUUUGUAAAUCAAGUAGAGGAAGGGGUCAAAAAUGACCUUUCUAGGAGUUCCCGUCGUGGCGCAGUGGUUAACGAAUCCGACUAGGAACCAUGAGGUUUCGGGUUCCGUCCCCGCCCUUGCUCAGUGGGUUAACGAUCCGGCGUUGCCAUGAGCUGUGGUGUAGGUCGCAGACGCAGCUCGAAUCCUGCGUUGCUGUGGCUGUGGUGGAGGCCGGCGGCUACAGCUCUGAUUCAACCCCUAGCCCGGGAACCUUCAUAUGCCGCGGGAGUGGCCCAAAGAAAUAGCAAAAAAGAAAAAAAAAAAAAAAAUGACCCUUCUAAAUAAUCUGUAAUUACCCAUUUAAAAGAAGGGAAUAUGUACUUGGCCAAAUACAUGUGAGGAAAUAAGUAAAUGAAAUGUAUAUGUAAGUAUUGGGAUGAAAUGUAUAUAUACAUAUUGGGAGAAGAUCACAGUUUUUAAAUAUCCCGGUUAUUUUGAUAUGAAAGUUUUAUUUCUAAGUUUUUAAAAGUGAUAAAUAACUAAUGUCCUGUGUACUGUUUCAAGUGUAUCUUAAUAUAGAUGAAAACUUUGAUGUGUAUACCUUCAAAAAAUUACCACUGAUCGUUUCUUUUCUGUAUAUUUAAUAGAUUUCUCAAAAACAUAUGUACAUAUAUCCGCAGGGAAAUAGGUUUAAAGGACAUGGAAAUGGAGCAAGGAUUGGGGAGAACAAGAUACGGGAGGGGAAACUUAUUUAGAUACCAGCUACAACUUCAUCAAAAUGUACCUCAACUGCAAAGUCUGGACGGUAAAUUUUCCAUGCUCUUGGUUUAUGGGGAUUGUCCAGUUCACUUCUUGGAAGAUAAAGCCUAGAACAGAAAAAAAGUGAUUACAAUUUUUCCCCAUUCCAUGCUACAGGACACCCUUGUUCGAGCCUUAAAAAAGCCUUGCUGGCCACCAUCAGUCUCGGUCCCUUCUCUGUGUCUAGUUAACUUCCUAAGCCAGCUCUCCCAUUUUAUUAAGACAAAAUAUAACCUUCAGUAACACCGUGUCACUGAUUUUUCUUUUUUAACGUUGCCUUUUAUGGAAUUAACAUCUGGGUUUAAUAAAAUGUCUGUAUGUGACCAGUCAGACUAGAUGUGUCUUAAAACCCAGUAAUAAAAUAACAGAUGUCUUUUGAA
Molecule: messenger RNA, 6984 nt
Organism: Sus scrofa (pig)
Lineage: Eukaryota; Metazoa; Chordata; Mammalia; Artiodactyla; Suidae
Gene: SLC25A15
Product: solute carrier family 25 member 15
Biological process (GO): mitochondrial L-ornithine transmembrane transport
Cellular component (GO): mitochondrion
Molecular function (GO): L-ornithine transmembrane transporter activity
Source: RefSeq, a predicted model, not a curated record